AUGUGUCAGCAUCAGCAGACGUGCUGGGAAGAGGAGAAUGUGCUUCAGCAGAAGUGCUGGGAAGAGGAGAAUGUGCUUCAGCAGAAUUGCUGGGAAGAGGAGAAUGUGCUUCAGCAGAAGUGCUGGUUAGAGGAGAAUGUGCUUCAGCAGACGUGCUGGUUAGAGGAGAAUGUGCUUCAGCAGAAGUGCUGGGAAGAGGAGAAUGUGCUUCAGCAGAAGUGCUGGGACGAGGAGCAUGUGUGUCCAUUUCAGCAGAAGCGCUGGGACGGGGAGAAUGACGACCAUGAUGGAGGUUCAGCUGCUGAUGAAGAGGCUCUUGAUGCAGAUGAGGAGGAUGGAGAUGGCGCUGGUAAGGAUGUUGUCCUGGACGUUGAUGCUUUGAUGUUGAUUCCGUUGAUGACGUUGUUGCGGGGAUGGUUAGGGAGGGGGAGGCUGGAAAAGGGGUGA
Haliotis rufescens (red abalone) is the source of this 447-nucleotide messenger RNA. Its product is annotated as snake venom metalloprotease inhibitor 02A10-like. The record is from RefSeq and is a predicted model, not a curated record. The transcript has 2 exons. NCBI's taxonomy places the organism in Eukaryota, Metazoa, Mollusca, Gastropoda, Lepetellida, Haliotidae. The coding region runs from base 1 to 447 and encodes 148 amino acids.